UAUAUAAUCACCAAUUGAUGUUUGUAGAAGAGAAUAGUAACAAUAACCACAUGAUCUUGGGGAUGUUAAUGCCAAAGUGGAUGUGGGAAUCGCUACCGCACUUCUAUCAGACAUGGAUGAGGAAUUACAUUUCUGCAACCAUCAUUUAUCUCGGCUUCGGAUUCUUUUUCUACAUCUAUAGUUAUCAUCUCCAGCGCAAUAUCUAUUUCGCAAGAGAAUCUAUCCCAUCCAACAAGGCAAUUUUUUCACAAAUAAUUGUAUCAAUGAAGGCCAUACCAGCGUACUCGUGUUAUGUGACGAUUUCCGAGUAUGUAAUUGAGAACGGUUGGACAAAGUGUUUUUCUAGAGCAAACGACGUCAGCGUGUUAACCUAUUUAUUAUAUCUUGUCAUUUAUCUCCUUAUCAUCGAGGUUGCAAUUUACUGGGUGCAUAGAUUGUUGCACGAUAUUAAACCACUUUAUAAAUACCUUCACUCUUCCCAUCAUGUAUACAACAAAAAAAAUAUAAUUUCUCCAUUUGCGGGUUUAGCUUUCCAUCCUAUUGACGGAAUAUUGCAGGCGAUGCCACACUUAAUGGCCUUAUUCAUAGUGCCAAUGCAUUUCUCCAUGCACGUUAAGCUAAUGUUCAUCGAGGGCAUAUGGACCAUACUCAUCCACGACCCUAUAAACGUGAAAAAUAUUUGGCCAAUGAUGGGUUCCACCUAUCAUACCAUUCACCAUACAACUUAUAAACACAACUAUGGCCACUACACAAUUUUGAUGGAUUGGAUGUUUGGAACCUUAACACAUCCUAAGGAUGAUGCCUGUCAGAGAUGUUAUAUCUUGGAGUGCAAUGAUCUCAGGCUACGCACAACAUGAUAAAUUCUCGAUUACAUUGGAAUUGUUCCAAGAGAUGCAGCUUGAAGGUAUUAAGCCUGACGAAACCACGUUAGUGAGUGUUCUUUCAGCAUGCACCCAUUUGGGUGCACUUGAACAGGGGCAAUGGAUC
Molecule: messenger RNA, 987 nt
Organism: Impatiens glandulifera
Lineage: Eukaryota; Viridiplantae; Streptophyta; Magnoliopsida; Ericales; Balsaminaceae
Product: delta(7)-sterol-C5(6)-desaturase-like
Exons: 4
Coding region: 18-857 (279 amino acids)
Biological process (GO): lipid biosynthetic process
Molecular function (GO): iron ion binding; oxidoreductase activity
Source: RefSeq, a predicted model, not a curated record